AUGGCGUCAACAAGUCAUUCGAGAAGGUCCAGGGAGCCUUCCCACGCCGAGAUGCCCAUCGGCCGCUAUACACGGUUGGACGAGAUCGGCCGAGGAAGCUUUGCCACUGUCUACCAAGGUGUUCAUACGAAAACUCGCACCUUCGUGGCAAUAAAGUCUAACUUGUCGUCGGAGAUCCAGAUUCUCAAGGGCUUAUACCAUCCCCACAUCGUGGCUCUUAUUGAUUGCCAUGAGUCUACAUCUCAUAUUCAUCUCGUGAUGGAGUACUGUGCCUUAGGCGAUCUAUCUCUGUUCAUCAAACGUCGAGAUACCUUGGGUGACCACCGAUAUACGCGAGAGAUGAUCUCCAAGUAUCCAAACCCUCGAGGUGGCGCUCUCAACGAGGUUGUGACCCGUCACUUCCUCAAGCAGUUGUCGAGCGCUCUCAAGUUUCUUCGAGAUCGGAAUCUUAUCCACCGUGAUAUUAAACCACAGAACUUGCUCCUUUGCCCAUCACCAUCAUCUUACCGCUCAGGCACAACCCAGGUUGUACCGUUCAAGGGCAGCGAAGAUUCCUUCAGCCCCACGACAGGACUUGAAUCGCUGCCUAUGCUGAAGAUAGCCGAUUUUGGGUUUGCGCGGUCCCUUCCAGCCACGUCUCUUGCGGAGACCUUGUGCGGCUCUCCUCUUUACAUGGCUCCCGAGAUUCUCCGGUACGAAAAGUAUGAUGCUAAGGCCGACCUCUGGUCUGUGGGCACGGUAUUAUACGAGAUGGUUGUUGGAAAAGCACCAUUCCGGGCAUCGAAUCAUGUCGAGCUGCUUCGCAAAAUCGAAAAGGGAGAGGAUAGGAUCAAGUUUCCUGAGGAAAACCCUGCGUCUGAGGAGAUCAAAGCGUUAGUCAGAGCGUUGUUGAAACGCAACCCGGUAGAAAGACUGAACUUUGCGGACUUCUUUGAGAGCAGAAUUAUCACGGGUCCUAUCCCUGGUUUGAUAGCCGAUGAUGCAUCCUCGCCGUACCGUCGUUCAUCCGUGGGUACACCAGCUACCGAGACAGCGCCUGUCCCGGAACCACGGCCGGAGCUGACCCCUGUAGCGGCAACGGUCCGCCAGAAAGAAGUUCCCUACUCUGACGACCGUGUGGAGCCUUCCACGUAUCCAGUUGCUCGACGCUCGAUUGCACAGACUUCGCGUCCCGGUACUCCAAGUAAGACUAUGCGCAGUGCUAAUAGACCAUUGUCUAUUGCAAAAGAGUAUCCAUCAGCGACAGGCUACCCUAGUCCUGUAGUAGAUGCUCAGGCUCAUCUUCACCAGGAGCCGCCUGAACGGGGUGCAGCUGCCACGCCCAUUGAGCGUCAGCGAAGCCAGACUGCCCCAUCUGGUAUUCCGCAGGUGGAUAGAUCGGCGGACAAGACGAAAGAAGAGCGCGAGCGCGCAGCGCAAGAAGUAGCAUUUGAGCGAGAUUAUGUGCUUGUGGAGAAGAGGGCAGUGGAGGUCAAUGCUUUUGCUGAUGAAAUGGCCCAUAGUCCUCGAAUCCAAGGGGGCUUUUCUCGGCCUGGCCAAGGGGGUGUGCUCUCACGGCGCGCAGCAACAAUGCAGGGUGUACCGACAACUUCCAGUAUAUCACCACACGCGUCUCCCAGCAAGGCGAUGCAGAUGAUCACCGGGCGCUCUCGUGCUGAUUCUGCGCACAUACGCCAAAACUCUUAUGAGCGACGGUACGGACAAAGCCCGACUUCUGCCACGUCAGCUAUAUCCAAAGCCCUCAAUAUGGCCAGCGGCCGCUUGUUUGGAAUGGGAUUUUCACCACCCUUGACGAUAACAAAAGGCGGACGUUCUCCUCCGUUGGCUUAUAAUCCUUUUCCCGCUUAUCCCAAUCCUCAAACGAGCUUAGUCGUCCUUGGGGACAAUGCCAGGACGAGCGCGACGUUAGAUGAGGACGGCAAGAUUGUUCAAGAGCUCGAAGAGUGUGCCACUCGCAGUGACGUUGUUUACGGAUUUGCCGAAGUCAAAUACAAGCAGCUUAUUCCUUUGGCUCCUUCUGUUCAGACAGAUAACCCUGCGACCACGACUUUACCAGUUCAGCCAGAGACUACAGAUCCCACCGACAUUGGACUGACGGCGGACGCCGUUGUGACACUAUCAGAAGAAGCAUUGGUUCUCUACGUCAAAGCGCUCUCCUUGCUGGCAAAAUCUAUGGAUAUUGCAAACGCCUGGUGGACCCGCAAGACUCGGGCCGAAGCGUUCAGCGAGUCGGCGGGCAGCAAGGGAGAUACCACCAGCACCCUAGUCAGCAACCGGAUCAACAACGUUGUGCAGUGGGUGCGCAAUCGGUUUAAUGAGGUGCUCGAGAAAGCCGAAUUCGUUCGCCUCAAACUGAUUGAAGGACAAAAACGACUACCGCUGGAUCAUCCCAGCCACCCCAGUAACUACUCAGUCGCCUCGUCUCUGGGCUCUGGUGCACCUGGGGAUGUUGUUGUCAGUUCGGGUGUGACGGCCGAGAAAUUAAUGUAUGACCGCGCCUGGGAGAUGAGUCGCGCGGCAGCGAUUAACGAACUCACGGGAGAAGACCUUGCCGGGUGUGAAAUCGCUUACGUUACGGCAAUCCGAAUGCUAGAGGCCGUCCUAGAUGAAGAUGAAGGGUCUCGGGCCGGACAGAGUAGCGGCACCAAAGCCGAAAGCCAGAGAAAUAGCGACCGAACCGUACUAGAUGGUGUCCAAGCGGAAGAUCGACAGGUGGUGGUCAACUUGGUGUCUAGCAUCCGGGGACGAUUGGCAUCCCUACGCAAAAAGUUGGCCAUCAUCUCCAAGCGGCAUACUGUGACGCCCCCUUCGAGCGGCCCGAGCAAAAUAGCUCCCACCACCUUUGCAUCACCAGUUGCUCAAGCAAUUGGAGCCACGCCGCCCAAAUGAAUUUUGUCGGUUUUCGAACACCUUUUCGUCUGAGCAUGCUGGACCAUGCUCCAUUACAGCCCGCGAGUCACGGCUGACAUUUUCCCUCCCUCUUUAUUUCUCUAUGCUCCUCGUUUCCGCUUUUCUUUCAAUUCUCUUUCCUUAUCUUAUAGCUGGUUGGUUUCUUUAUAUACGCGUUACUGCGACCAUAUGGAGUUUGUUUUAUUUCAUCCAUGUUCCCGUGGAGUUUUGCCCAAUUUCUGUUCGGCGUUUGUACUGGGAAAGAUACACCACACACACACACACACACACACACACACACACACACACAAAUUGCCAAACAUACGCACACAUCAUUUGGAUAUGGAAUGACGAUAUUGCCUUAGGAUCACGGAGUUUGGGUGGAAGGAAUUGAUGGAUCUUCUAGAUGCAGAUACG
Messenger RNA from Aspergillus saccharolyticus JOP 1030-1, 3306 nucleotides. RefSeq names its product serine/threonine protein kinase ATG1 (gene atg1). The transcript is spliced from 4 exons. Lineage: Eukaryota; Fungi; Ascomycota; Eurotiomycetes; Eurotiales; Aspergillaceae. Gene Ontology annotation, biological process: autophagosome organization; protein autophosphorylation; peptidyl-serine phosphorylation. Bases 1 to 2889 code for a protein of 962 amino acids. Gene Ontology annotation, molecular function: ATP binding; protein serine/threonine kinase activity. Gene Ontology annotation, cellular component: autophagosome; cytoplasm. The record is from RefSeq and is a predicted model, not a curated record.